Messenger RNA from Necator americanus (New World hookworm), 810 nucleotides. RefSeq lists its product as uncharacterized. The transcript has a single exon. Bases 1 to 810 code for a protein of 269 amino acids. NCBI's taxonomy places the organism in Eukaryota, Metazoa, Nematoda, Chromadorea, Rhabditida, Ancylostomatidae. The record is from RefSeq and is a predicted model, not a curated record.
AUGCUGCUCAGAGGAUUACGAACUUGUGCUGAUCGUGUUUCGAAGUCACGCACGACAAACUUGGACCGAAUUUCGAAGACCACCAAGAAAUUGUUGGAAAGAAAAAGGUCUUUGAGUUUCGAUCCGAUUGCAUCGCACACUGAGCGGUUAGUAGCAAACACCAGCUGUAGAAAUGCGUUGCAUGAAGAUCUUCCGAAAUACAGGCAGAAAAUGAUUCUGGAAGCAACACAAAGAAGAACGAGUUUAAAGAAGUGCCGCAGCGAUCUCUGCGAAUAUAAUGUUCCGCUAGCAGCCUUGAUGAGCAAAGACGAGACUCGCACGUCUUCUCGUCGUGAGAUGGAAAUCAUUACGGAGAGGUUCUACUCGAACCUUUUCCGUUCAUCAACUCUUGUGUCAAACCCGAUCAUCUGCACUGGUGAAGCUCCACCACGGAUUCUUCCUUCGGAAGUACGAGUUGCUACCAAAAACAGGAAAUCUGGUACGGCUCCCGGGCCUGUUUUUAUAUCAGUAGACUCCUACCUUCAGAAAGAAAGGAUCACAAAGUGGUGGAAGACCUCGCGAACCGUUCUUAUCCAUAAGAAAGGUGACCGAGAGGACCUUCGGAACUACCGUCCGAUAUGCUUGCUGAGCGUGUUAUACAAAGUAUUCACAAAGAUCAUCCUCACGCGCAUAUCUAGGACGCUGGAUGAAGCGCAGCCUCAAGAACAAGCUGGAUUCCGUCAGGGGUUCAGUUGCAUAGACCACAUCCAGACCGUGUCGAGGGUCUGGAUUGCAGAGGUUAGCAGGGAAUACCGCCUCCCCUUGUUCUAA